This is a messenger RNA of Phytomonas sp. EM1, 980 nucleotides long. Lineage: Eukaryota; Euglenozoa; Kinetoplastea; Trypanosomatida; Trypanosomatidae. The record is from the annotation of a GenBank genome assembly.
GGCAUGUCGACUGCGCAUAAAAUUCCGUCUCCUGAAGCUAACUCUUCCGGAAAUAAGGAGUGUAUAGCUUAAGAACAGAAAGCAAAAGGAAAAAAUGCAAAAUUAACCUCACAGCGUUAGAAGCACGAAAAAUGAACGUAGACUUAGAACUAAUCGCCCGUAAACUAUUCUUUAAGGCGCGGCAUUGUAACGUGGAUGUCUUUCCUACAAGCGCCGCUUAUGCCCUUUCACAGGCUGUCGCCUCACUUGGCUAUGUACGAACAGACGUUCACUAGCAAAUCGCGCACUAGCCUAAGUACAGCUCCUUCUUCAAUCUUAUGAUGGCGAAUCCUGCGGAAAAUGAACUUGACGAAGGUGAAAUCAUCUUUUUUGUGUGUGUUAGAAUCGAACAAACUUUUCAUGUUGCGGCUCAUACUGAAGUCGAUGCUCCAGUCAAUUUAUGUGAGGAGAUUCACGCUCAAUACAGCGAUCUCGCACGCCUUUGGGGGCUCGGAGACUACCCAUCCAUCAGCCGCUAUUUAUUUCUCGGCGCUUACAUCGAUUGGGGGGAUAGGUCCCUGGAGAGGAUAUGCCUGCUCAUGGCGUGCAAGCUGAUCCUUCCUGAAACCUUAUCUCCCGCGCGGCAAUCAUGAAACAAGCAGCGUCCACAUUUCAUUACUAUCAUUAUUCAAAACUUCAACUGGUAAUACACCUUCUUUAGAUCGUUCGACAUGAAUAUGCGGCUUUACUCCUGCGUAUGUCUUGUAUUUGUUUCCAUGUAAUGGAGGAAGGUCUAUUUAUUGUACAUCAAAUCUUUUUGGAUAUUUUUUCCCAUCCUGUUUGAUCCACGCGGUGAUGGGUUGGAUCACUUUGUUACAUCACCGCUGCAUUUCACCUCCCUCCAGUGUUAAGGUGAGACAUUUAACAUAUUUCAAACAACUUCACUCAGACCAAUGUUGCAACUAAACCAAAUAGGUUUACUAACCUUGUAUGACUAAAAA